GUAUUUUGAGUGCAGUCUGCCUACCGGUGCUAAUCAUGUCGUCCCUCGUCCACCGAUUUAUUGUGAGUGCUGUACUUGUGGCCCUAUUGUCCGCAUACUUGCCCAGCUUUUUCCCCUUCCGGUUAUCGUUCGUCCAGUGGAUCGUCGGAACCGUUCAGUCGCUGGUAUUCGGAGUCAUUUUGGCGGCGGUUUUGGCCAUCGGUUGGCCGCUAUUCAGACAAUCGCCGCCUAAGAGACCGGAACUUAAGGAUCAGUGGUUUGGUAGACAGGAGUGGAAAGAUGGCCAGCCCUUACCGGUCGAGUCCACAGAUGUAGUUCCCUAUGAAGUCAAUGUAGAGGACCAGGUGUUGGACGACUUACGAGAACGUCUGGAAAGGGAUCAAAUACCCGAACCCCUAUUUGACUCGAAAUUCAACUAUGGUUUCAACGGCCACUACUUGCGUAAAGUCAUUGACUACUGGCGCCGGGACUUUGAUUGGCGCCGACAGGAAAAACUGCUAAACUCUUUGCCACAAUUUAAAACCCAAAUCCAGGGGUUAGGUAUCCAUUUCCUGCAUGUGAAGCCCAACCUACCGGCCAAAAAGGUGGUCCCACUUCUGGUAAUCCAUGGAUGGCCGGGCUCUGUGUGGGAGUACUACAAGUCUAUACCACUACUGACUCAACCCAAUCAGGACAUUGCUUUCGAAGUGGUCUGUCCCUCCAUUCCCGGAUACGGGUUCUCUGAGGCACCGCACCGGCAAGGGUUUGGUCUGAAAGAGACGGCCCGAGUGUUUGUCAAACUGAUGAACCGUUUGGGACACAAGAAGUUUUUGGUACACGGAGGGGACUGGGGGUCUAUGAUAACCAAGACUAUUGCCCGGCUAUACCCUGAAAAUGUAAUCGGAAUCCACACAACCCUGGGCUCCAGUCCCAUAUCACUCCGGGGUAAACCACUACUCAAGUUCAUUGUGGGCACUGUAUUCCCGUCACUCGUAUUUGACAACCCGACUAAUGACGCCCCGAAAGUGUACCCAUUUUGGCCUAAAUUUGCGUUUCUUAUGAGGGAAUCGGGAUACAUGCACAUCCAGGCCACCAAACCCGACACAGUGGGUACAGCCCUACUUAACUCACCCGUAGGACUGGCAGCCUAUAUACUAGAAAAGUACUCGACGUGGACUAACCCGGAUUAUGUGGACAAACAAGAUGGCGGACUGACCGAGAAGUUCACUUUGGAUGAGUUGUUGACUCAAAUUAUGAUUUACUGGACCUCCCGUAACGUCACGGCAUCCCUGCGCUACUAUAAGGAGUCCCUCAAUACAGGGCUCAGACUGCCGAUUACAGUGCCGGCAGCGGUGGCCGACUUUCCCAACGAGUUGGUCCGCACGCCUGAGUCAUGGGUUCGGGACGAGUGUCUCGAUUUGGUUCAGUACACAGAGAUGUCGAGAGGCGGACACUUCGGAGCCUUCGAGGAACCGGAGCUCACGACUCAAGAUAUCCGCAAAUUUGCCAUAACUUUGCAAAAUAGACAUUAAAUGAGAGUUUUUGUAAUAUUUUUAAAAACGAUGUAGUUUUUCAAUAGAAUCAAUAAAAUUGAACAAUAUUAAUUAUACUAGAUAAUUUAGUGUGUUCAAAGCAUAGCAAUAGUAUCAUAAAAGUAUUUAAAUUUAAAUUUAAUGUAGGUUUAUA
Molecule: messenger RNA, 1665 nt
Organism: Oppiella nova
Lineage: Eukaryota; Metazoa; Arthropoda; Arachnida; Sarcoptiformes; Oppiidae
Source: the annotation of a GenBank genome assembly